Messenger RNA from Anoplophora glabripennis (Asian longhorned beetle), 1532 nucleotides. Its product is annotated as venom protease-like. Bases 112 to 1302 code for a protein of 396 amino acids. Lineage: Eukaryota; Metazoa; Arthropoda; Insecta; Coleoptera; Cerambycidae. Gene Ontology annotation, biological process: proteolysis. Gene Ontology annotation, molecular function: serine-type endopeptidase activity. The transcript is spliced from 6 exons. The record is from RefSeq and is a predicted model, not a curated record.
GGAUGGUCACCUCGUCGUCGGUCACCUGAAAUUACCGUGUGGUCAGUUAAAGCACUCGUAGUGAACCAACAGACCAACAGUGUCGAAUUUGUUAGUAUUUACCAAGAAAACAUGUACUGUUAUUAUGUUUUGAUAGUUUCACUAUGUCUCUUUGACUCGCCUUUUGUCAUUGCAGAGGAAGAUUCUAUAUGCACAUUAAGCUCAGUAGGUGAAAAGGGAAUCUGUAAAUUAAUAUCCGAUUGUCCUUACGCUCGGGAUCUUUUAAAAAGGAAGGUGUACCCUCAAAUAUGUGGCUUUAUUGGAAGAAUUCCAUUAGUUUGCUGCAUAUCGAAUCAAGGCUCAUCUCUGGCGACAGAACCUCCAACUACCUCAACUACAAAAAGUCUUACUAACGUUCACUUAAAACCAUCAUUAUCGUCGCAAAACCUUGCAGCGUUCUCAAGUGAAAAUCCUGGAGAACUUAGCAGGAAUAAAUGUUUGUCGUACUACCCUAAACCACAAUAUCCUAUUUUGGUAACUGGUGGUGAACCGUCCCUGGUUAAGGAGUUUCCCCAUAUGGCAAUCAUUGGUUACGGAGAAAGCAAUAACAUUCAGUGGUAUUGUGGGGGUUCCUUGAUCAGCAAGCGGUUCGUUUUGACUGCUGCUCAUUGCCUUACCAGUAAAGCUGGUGAAGCCAAAUACAUCCGAUUAGGUGACCUAGACCUAUCCACCGAACAAGAUGACGCUGAUCCACAAGAUUACACAAUUAUCAGAAGAAUCCCACAUCCCUCCUUCAAACCACCAGCCAGGUACCACGACAUCGCUUUGUUAGAAGUUGACCGCGAAGUGGCGUUAUCAGCUUACGUCUCACCUGCUUGUUUGAAUACCGAAAGGGAAGUUAAUCACACCAGACUAACCGCAACUGGUUGGGGGGAUACUCGCUUUGGAGGGAAUUCUAGUACUUUCUUGAUGAAGGUCGAUUUGAAUCAUAUAUUCAAUAACAAAUGCGUGGAGGUUUUUGGGAGAUAUUCAACCACUCUGCUACCCAAUGGUAUAGUUGACGAUUUUCAAGUCUGCGCGGGUGGGAUAAUUGGUCAAGACACAUGCCAGGGCGACUCUGGAGGGCCCCUGCAAGUGCCAGAUCGAGAAAGAUCUUUUUUAGUAAAAGUACAUAGUCUUAUUGGAGUGACGUCCUUUGGAAAAGCGUGUGGUUUGUCAAAGUCACCUGGUGUCUACACGAGAAUUUCCAAUUACCUCCCUUGGAUAGAAAGCAUUGCUUGGGAAAAGGAACCAACGUUUUACGGAUUUAGACCCUUAAAUUAGAAUUAACGAUAUAAUUUUAUUGGAUGUCAUCAACUUGUGUUAUCUCAACGAAAACAUUGAACUGAGGAAAAGACAUCUUCAGGAUCCUAGAAAUAGUGAUUAUACUCGCAUUUUUUAAAAUGAACGUCAUGUGGACUGAAUUUUAUCCAGAGCUUUCAUAAAUGCCAUGGGACCGUCGAAAAUAGGCAACCAACAUUACACGAUUGGCACUACUAAAAAUGUCUUUAUGA